GUUAUAAGGGGGGGUCCCGACCUGCGCGCGUUCAGUGUACCCGAGUGUCCCGUGUUGCGUGUGCGCUCUAUCGAGUGGUAUUCCACACUAUUUCGACAAUCCCGAAAAACUCAACAUGCAGAUCGUUCUUGCAACAUGUUUUCUGCUCUUCGCAGCUACCAUUGGCCCUGCUGCAGCUCAAAGGAUAACAACGAUACAGCUGGAUGGAGUGCAAUAUUUUAUAUCCAGGAUGAACCCCUAUAGUCCAGAGCUCAACUAUUUCUUAGCGUACCAGUAUUGCAGAUCAUUAGGUCUCCAAUUAGCUUCAUUUGAGACUAAAGAAAAGGCAGACUCUAUCACAACGUAUCUAACGAAUGCUGGAUACAAUAAAUAUGAUUUCUGGACAUCUGGAAAUAACCUCGGUACUGAUAUGUACCUAUGGAUGAGCACUGGUCUGCCGUUCAACGCUACCUUCAACUAUAUGAGACGCCUCACCAUGGACCAGCCCAGCCAACAUGCUGAUGACAGCAUGGACCCUCUGGAUGUCCCACAAGGCAGCACAGCACCCCAACGUACCGCGAGACAUGGUCUGUUUUCCAGAACUGAGCAUGUGAUGACCAACGGUUGCGUGGCGCUAAAGGCACCGACGUUCCACUGGGAGCCACAACACUGCGGUGAAAUCAAAGACUUCAUCUGCGAACAAACGCGCUGCUACUACUACAACUACGGAUCAAUCCCCGUAUCUUCUGCGCAGGGAAAGCCCCUUUCGAUGACGACCACGACGACAGCGCAUCCGCUCACGUCGUCGUCGCCACCACCACCCCGCUCUGAGCACCUGCCGACCCACUUCACACUGAAUGACCUCAUCGGCAAGCUGCGUCCUUCUUCGCUCGACGGCCUUCAGUCCCCGCAUCUUAAGACCGGCGCUCUCUUAAAGUCACCCCCACAAAUUGACUCGCACUACUCCCGUGCCGCUGAUGCUCAUUCAAAGGAGCCUGAACGCGAACCAAAGGAGGAGCACACUCAAGGCCCAUAUGAAGAUGAUGAGGGUAUGGCGGGUGAUGACCCUGCUGCCUACUUGACCCAAGAGGCUCAUGAUGCGCCAACUGCCGAGGAGGUGCCUUCCACUGCCGAACCGGACGCUACUGAACGAUCCGUCCAUGCUAGCGGCAUGCUAGCACCCCCUGCCUACUAGCGUCCGAUUCGACAGCUCUUCGUAUUAUAAGCUUGUGACGUUUAGUUGUAUUUACUACCAAAAGUAUUAUUCAUUAUUUCAAAUAUAUUGUAGAUUGAUUAUAAUACUUAUGCUUGCUUGUGAGGUUCCUUAGGCUCCUCGGUAAAUGCGUCGCUGUAAAUGAGAAUCAGAUGUACUGCAUCCAUUAAUGGCGUAUAAAUACUAGAAAAACCAUCAAUCUAUUACUCAAUUAAAUAUUUUAUUCAGGUUUCAGCUGUACCAUAGUUUACAAAAUAAGGAAGUAAAAUUAUCUUUGUGCAUGAUAAGCUUUCAGAACAUUCAUAUAUUCCUGUAGUGCAUCUAGUAUUUAUACGUGAUUCGUCCCCUUUUUAUGUAUAAAUGACGACGUGUGGUGGGAUUUUUUAUUUUUCCAUGGGCAACUAUUAUGUAAGUGAAGGUGCUGGCGACUCGUGUUACGACUUGCCUCCGCUUUCUUAUCCGAGCAACGAAACGAACAUUCCACACAAAUAAUAGCUACCUAAACUUCGAUAAAUUUUAUUUUACGCAUGUUUAAGAUCUCCGGGAUUUCGUUUGUAUCGAAUAUAUUUAAUUUUAAUUUAAGUAAAAUUGAAUAAAUAAAGCAUUGUCUGGACAUAUCAUUCGGAUUAGUUAUAAGUUAGUAUUUGUAAUAUUUGACGUACCUAGUUAAGUAUUGUAAGUUGAAACUCAAGAAUUUAAAGAAUAGUGAUGUAGCGAGGAUAAUAAAUUGUAAACAAUAAAUAAA
Messenger RNA from Zerene cesonia (dogface butterfly), 1937 nucleotides. RefSeq lists its product as uncharacterized. The record is from RefSeq and is a predicted model, not a curated record. NCBI's taxonomy places the organism in Eukaryota, Metazoa, Arthropoda, Insecta, Lepidoptera, Pieridae. Gene Ontology annotation, cellular component: external side of plasma membrane. The transcript has 6 exons. Gene Ontology annotation, biological process: biological process involved in interspecies interaction between organisms. Bases 116 to 1174 code for a protein of 352 amino acids. Gene Ontology annotation, molecular function: carbohydrate binding.